Messenger RNA from Miniopterus natalensis, 5047 nucleotides. It is a transcript of the gene MEGF6, whose product is annotated as multiple EGF like domains 6. The record is from RefSeq and is a predicted model, not a curated record. Gene Ontology annotation, molecular function: protein binding; calcium ion binding; scavenger receptor activity. Lineage: Eukaryota; Metazoa; Chordata; Mammalia; Chiroptera; Miniopteridae.
GGGCCGCGGGCACGAUGCCUGCUUUUCCGGAGGCGAAGGAGGCGAGAGGCGCUGUGGCCCUGGCCCUGGCCCUGGCCCUGGCGCUGCUGCUGCCCGCCGUGCCAGCCGGCGCCCAGCUCCGCCUGCAGCCGGGCAUGCCCCACGUAUGUGCCGAGCAGGAGCUGACCCUGGUGGGCCGCCACCAGCCCUGUGUGCGGGCCUUCAGCCGGACGGUGCCCGUGUGGAAGCCAGGCUGCGGGCACCAGGCGUGGUGCGUAAGCCAUGAGCGCAGAACCGUCUACUACACAGGCUACCGGCAAGUGUACACCAUGGAGGCCCAGACCGUGCUCAGGUGCUGCCCCGGGUGGAGCCAGCAGCCUGGUGACCAGGGCUGCCUCUCAGCUGAAUGCAGCGCUGGCCUCUGUUUUAACGGCGGCAGCUGCGUUCCCGGCUCAGCCCAGCUGUGCCACUGUCCCCAAGGCUUCCAGGGUCCCCGCUGUCAGUACGAUGUGGAUGAGUGCGCCACUGGCAACGGGGGCUGCGAGGGCCAGUGCUGCAACAGCGUGGGGGGCUUCCAUUGCCGCUGCCCCCCCGGCCGCCAGCUGCAGGGAGACGGCAGGACCUGCAGAGAUGUGGACGAGUGCCAGCUGCGCAACGGCGGCUGCCAUCACAGGUGUGUGAACACGCCGGGCUCCUACCUGUGCGAGUGCAGACCCGGCUUCCGGCUCCACGUGGAUGGCAGGACCUGCCUGGCCAUCAACUCCUGCUCCGUGGGCAACGGUGGCUGCCAGCACGACUGUGUCCAGCUCACGGUGACCCAGCACCGCUGCCGGUGCCGGCCCGAGUUCCAGCUCCAGGAGGACGGCAAGCGCUGUGUCCGCAGAAACCCGUGUGCAAAUCGGAACGGUGGCUGCAUGCACACGUGCCAGGUGCUCCGGGGCCUUGCCCACUGCGAGUGCCACACGGGGUACCGCCUGGCAGCGGACCGCAAGGCCUGUGAAGACGUGGAUGAAUGUGCCGCGGGGCUGGCCCAGUGCUCCCACGGCUGCCUCAACACCCGAGGGUCCUUUAAGUGUGUGUGCCACGCAGGCUACGAGCUGGGGGCCGAUGGUCGGCAGUGCUACCGAAUCGACAUGGAGAUUGUGAACAGCUGCGAGGCCAACAACGGCGGCUGCUCCCACGGCUGCAGCCACAGCAGCGCGGGGCCCCUGUGCACCUGCCCCCGCGGCUACGAGCUAGACAAGGACCAGAAGACCUGUAUCGAUGUCGACGACUGCGCCCACUCCCCAUGCUGCCAGCAGGUCUGCACCAACAGCCCAGGCGGCUACGAGUGCAGCUGCUACGCCGGCUACCGGCUCAGCCCCGACGGCUGCGGGUGCGAGGAUGUGGACGAGUGCUCGUCUGGCCGCGGUGGCUGUGAGCACCACUGCACCAACCUGGCCGGCUCCUUCCAGUGCUCGUGCGAGGCCGGCUUCCGGCUGGACGACGACCGUAGGGGCUGCACCCCCCUGGAGCUGCCCGUGGUGGACCUGGAUGGCCGGCUGCCCUUCGCGAGGCCCCUGCCCCACGUCUCGUUGCUGGAGGACACGCUGCCCCACCUCUUCCAAGACGACUCCGUGGGGGCCGAGGAGGCGGAGGCCCGGGGCGAGCACACACUAGAGGAAAAGUUUGUCUGCCUGGACGACGCCUUCGGCCCGGACUGCAGCCUGACCUGUGAGGACUGCAGGAAUGGAGGGACCUGCCUCCCGGGCCUGCCUGGCUGCGACUGUCCUGCGGGCUGGACUGGGCUCAUCUGCAAUGAGACGUGUCCUCCAGACACCUUUGGGAAGAAUUGCAGCUCCCCCUGCAGCUGUCAGAAUGGCGGGACCUGCGACCCCGUGGCUGGGGCCUGCCGCUGCCCCCCGGGUGUCAGUGGAGCCCACUGUGAGGACGGCUGCCCCAAGGGUUUCUACGGCAAGCAUUGCCGCAAGAAGUGCCACUGCGCCAACCGGGGCCGCUGCCACCGCCUCUAUGGGGCCUGCCUCUGCGACCCAGGGCUCUACGGCCGCUUUUGCCACCUGGCCUGCCCGCUGUGGGCCUUCGGGCCGGGCUGCUCCGAGGAGUGCCAGUGCGAGCAGCGGAACACCCAGGCCUGCGACCGGCGGGACGGCAGCUGCUCCUGCAAGGCGGGCUUCUGGGGUGCACAGUGCCAGCACGAGUGCGAGCCCGGCUUCUUUGGGCCGGGGUGCCGGCAGGCAUGUGCCUGUCCUCCGGGCAUGGCCUGUGACUCUGUCAGUGGCCAGUGUGGGAAGCAGUGUCCUGCCGGCUACCGCGGGGAGGACUGUGACCAAGAGUGCCCAGAGGGGACGUUUGGCGUGAACUGCUCAGGCUCCUGCUCCUGUCGGGGGGCCCCCUGCGACAGGGUCACGGGGCAGUGCCUGUGCCCACCUGGGCGGACGGGGGAUGACUGUGGGGCAGAUUGUCCCGAGGGCCACUGGGGGCUUGGCUGCCAGGAGAUCUGCCCGGCGUGUGAGCAUGGUGCCAUCUGUGAGCCCGAGACUGGAGCCUGCCAGUGCCGCCCUGGCUACACGGGCAUCCGCUGCCAGGAUGCGUGCCCAGCAGGCUGGUUUGGGCCUGGCUGCCACACGCGGUGCUCCUGUGCCAAUGAUGGGCACUGCCACCCUGUGACCGGACAUUGCAGCUGUGCCCCUGGGUGGACCGGCCUCAGCUGCCAGAGAGCCUGUGACAGCGGGCACUGGGGACCCGACUGCAGCCACGCCUGCAACUGCAGCGCCGGUCACGGGAGCUGUGAUGCCGUCACUGGCCUGUGUCUGUGCGAGGCCGGCUACGUGGGCCCCCGAUGUGAGCAGCGGUGUCCCCAGGGCCACUUUGGACCAGGCUGUGGGCGGCAGUGCCAGUGUGAGCAUGGUGGGGCCUGUGACCAUGUCAGUGGGGCCUGCACCUGCCCAGCCGGCUGGAGGGGAACCUUCUGUGAACGAGCCUGCCCGGCUGGCUUUUUUGGAGUGGACUGCCGUGAGGCCUGCAACUGCACCGCCGGGGCCACCUGCGACGCUGUGAGCGGCACCUGCCUCUGCCCUGCUGGCCGGCAGGGUCCCCGCUGCGCCCAGACCUGCCCAGCCCUCACCUAUGGGCACAACUGUAGCCAGGCCUGCUCCUGCUUCAACGGGGCCUCCUGUGACCCGGUCCAUGGGCAGUGCCGCUGUGGCCCUGGCUGGAUGGGCCCCAGCUGCCUGCAGGCCUGCCCCUCGGGCCUGUACGGCGAGAACUGCCAGCAGGCCUGCCUGUGCCGGAAUGGAGGCACCUGUGACCCCGUCUCCGGCCACUGCGCCUGCGUGGAGGGCUGGGCUGGCCCUGCCUGUGAGCAGGAGUGCCUCCCAGGGCGCCUCGGAGCCCGGUGCCCGCGCAGCUGUGGGUGUCGCCAUGGUGGCCGAUGUGACCCGCACACGGGCAGCUGCCUCUGCCCCGCCGGCUGGACGGGGGACGAGUGUCAGAGCUCCUGUGCCGAGGGCAGGUUCGGGGCUGACUGCGAGGAGCGCUGUGCCUGCCGGCGGGGGGCCACCUGCCACCACAUCACUGGGGCCUGCCUCUGCCCCCCGGGAUGGAGGGGCUCUCGGUGUGACAGUGCCUGCCCGCCUGGCUGGUUUGGAGAGGCCUGUGCCCUGCACUGCCAGUGCCCGCCUGAUGCUGCCUGCCACCACAUCACCGGGGAGUGUCGCUGUCCCCCAGGCAUGACCGGGCCUGGCUGUGAGCAGGCCUGCCCACCUGGCACCUUUGGGGAGAACUGUGGGCAGCAAUGCCAGUGUCCCGGCAAGAACCAGGCCUGCCACCCUGCCUCGGGGGCCUGCGUGUGCGCCGCUGGCUACCACGGCCCCGGCUGCCGGCAACGGUGCCCUCCUGGGCGCUUUGGGUCCGGCUGUGAGCAGCUGUGUGGAUGUCUCAAUGGGGGCUCGUGUGACGCAGCCACGGGCGCCUGCCACUGCCCCGUGGGCUUCCUCGGGACCGACUGCGGCCUCACCUGUCCACAGGGCCGCUUUGGCCCUGGCUGUGCCCACGUAUGCAGGUGUGGGCAGGGGGCAACCUGCGACCCUGUGACUGGCAGCUGCACCUGUCCCCCGGGGAGGACCGGCAUCUACUGUGAGCAUGACUGUCCCCCAAACCGGUUUGGAGCGAGCUGCGAGCACAAGUGCUCCUGCAGGAAUGGGGGCCGAUGCCACCUCGCCAACGGCAGCUGCUCCUGUGGCCUGGGCUGGAUGGGUCCGCACUGUGAGCUGGCCUGCCCCCCUGGGUACUACGGUGCCACCUGCCACCUGGAGUGCUCCUGCCUCAACAACGCCACCUGUGAGCCAGCCACAGGCACCUGCCGCUGCGGCCCUGGCUUCUAUGGCCAGGCCUGUGAGCAUCCAUGUCCCCCUGGCUUCCACGGGACUGGCUGCCAGGGUGUGUGUGAAUGUCAGCACGGAGCCCCCUGCCACCCUGUCAGCGGCCAGUGUCUCUGCCCUGCUGGCUUCCACGGCCAGUUCUGCGAGAAGGGGUGUGAGCCAGGCUUAUUCGGAGAGGGCUGCCGUCAGCGGUGUGACUGUGGGAGCGGGGUGACCUGUGACCCUGUCACCGGCCACUGCCUUUGUCCCCCAGGGCGCAUGGGGGCCACCUGUGACCUCGACUGCAGAGGGGGCUUCUUCGGGCCCGGCUGCGCCCUGCGCUGUGACUGCGGGGGUGGGGCCGACUGCGACCCUGUGAGCGGCCAGUGUCACUGUGUGGAUGGCUACGCAGGGCCCACGUGCCGACAAGGUGGGCCCUCCCAACACCCUGGGAUCCUGUCCCCAGCCCUGAGCCCAGCGCCCUCACACGCAGCCCCUCGCAGACCGGCGCCCGGGCUCCGCGGCAGGACGGAGGGGCGCUAGCUCAGGGGCAGCGCGGCCCGGGGCUUCGGUGGCCUCUCAGGAAGGACGCGGCGGGCCUGGCCUGCGGCCGCUCUUGUUUGCGAGGGCCGUGGACAGCCGUGCAGCCUCUCCGCAAGGACCGCCUGGCCUCCAGGGGGGAGGCUGCGCCUGGCCGGCUCCUGGGGCCC